Molecule: messenger RNA, 963 nt
Organism: Rosa rugosa (rugosa rose)
Lineage: Eukaryota; Viridiplantae; Streptophyta; Magnoliopsida; Rosales; Rosaceae
Product: protein STRICTOSIDINE SYNTHASE-LIKE 10-like
Exons: 1
Coding region: 1-963 (320 amino acids)
Biological process (GO): biosynthetic process
Molecular function (GO): strictosidine synthase activity
Source: RefSeq, a predicted model, not a curated record
AUGAAAUCAGCUCUUGUUAUCCUCUUCUUCUUCUUCUUUCUGUCUGUUCACCAAGCCCAAGCAGCAUCAUUUUCACUCCCAAACCUAAACCAUCACGAAAUACCCAUCCAUGUACCACAGCCCGAAAGCAUUGCUUUCGACUGCAAUGGCGCACCGUACGUGGGUGUGGCUGAUGGCAGGAUAUUCAAGUGGCUAGGAUACCCUUUUGGGUGGAGAGAAUUCGCAGUCACCGGCCCCAAUAGGCCGAGAGGAGUAUGUGAUUUAACAACCAACAAAGACAAUGAACCGAUAUGCGGGAGGCCACUUGGUUUAAAAUUUGACCUCACAACAUGUGAACUGUAUAUCGCAGAUGCCUAUUUUGGGCUUCUGAAGACAGGACCAAAUGGUGGAGUAGCUCAAAUACUUGCGACAUCUGCUGAAGGAGUUCCUUUCCGUUUCUUAAACGGUGUCGACAUUGAUCGCCAAAGUGGAAUGGUGUACUUCACAGACACCAGUGCUAUUUACCAGAGAAGAAAUUGGGAAUUGUCAGUUAGUACAGGUGAUAAAACUGGAAGGUUAAUGCGAUAUGAUCCAUGGACAAAGAAUGUCACUGUGUUGCGUCAUGACUUGUCUUUUGCAAACGGGGUGGCACUAAGCAAAGACGGUGAUUUUGUGCUAGUAACCCAAACCACUGCAAAGAACAUUUUGAGGUAUUGGCUUCGAGGGCCUAGAGCCAACACUGUUGAUAUUUUUUUCCAACUGCAAGGAGCCCCGGACAAUAUCAUCAGAAACAUAAAUGGAGAAUUUUGGGUUGCAGAAAAUAGUGCCGGAAAAGGUAAAGCGGUCAAGCUCGACGCUCAAGGAAACUUUCUAGACGUGGUGGAUGGACUCAACCCUGUGAGUCAUGUUGAGCAGCGUUAUAGAAACCUUUGGAUAGGAUCUGUGGUUAAUAACUUUGUUGGGGUUAUUCUUAAUUUUGUUUGA